Saxophila tyrrhenica is the source of this 1065-nucleotide messenger RNA. RefSeq lists its product as uncharacterized. The coding region runs from base 1 to 1065 and encodes 354 amino acids. NCBI's taxonomy places the organism in Eukaryota, Fungi, Ascomycota, Dothideomycetes, Mycosphaerellales, Extremaceae. The record is from RefSeq and is a predicted model, not a curated record. The transcript has 2 exons.
AUGUCGUCCUUCAGCUCCAUCCUCCAGUCCCUCGGUGGCCAGCAACAACAGGGAGCACAGCAGGGUCCUGCCAAGCAGCCAGCAUCUUCAGCCUCUAGACUGCAGAUCAACGGACAACGAGCCCAGUCAUCCAGCAAUGUUGCGAACGGGGCCAAGCUUACACCAAACAACGCGGCGGCAGGAGUGAAGCGGAAGUCAGCAGAACCGGAGAUUGCUGCAUCUGCGAAGACUGCGAGAACCACUCCUGCAGGCAGUGCUUCCUCUCGAUUCCAGCUCGCGCCAAAAGCUGUCUCACAACAGCGACCAGCAACCACAGCGGCAACCUCUAGCCCAGGGCCACGACAACCGACAUCGUCGUCUCAACGUCCGUCCUCGGCAACACCCACAUCAUCCGCCACAACGAACGCCGCCCCUGCACCAAAACGAGGUUACCUAGCCGCCCUCGAACGCGGCAAAGCAGCCCACCAAGCGACCGCCAAGACCGCCUCAACACCCACCUACAAGAACGAGCCCACAAAACGCAUCCCCACAAAACGCGAACGGGAAAGAAUGAAAGCCGAAGCAAAAGCACAGCAGCGAGCAGGAGGCAAGAGCCUUGUGGACCGGAGCAGAUCCAACACGCCUCUAACAGGCCGAGCAGGCGCCGCCGCCGCUGCAGCGCCGCUACCAAAGAAAGUCCCGAAACCGGAGCUGAGCUACAAAGGCACGAUGAAAUCCGCCUCAGCUCCCGCGGAACCCGCUCGCCCAUCCACACAAUCAAAAGCCAAACCCGCGUCUUCCCGCUCCCGAAUUAACGAGUACGCCGACUGGGACGAGCUCGAUGAAGUCGAUGACUACGGGGAGGAGGACGAAGACGAAGGAGGCUACGUUUCAGACGCGUCUUCAGAUAUGGAAGGCGGGUUUGACGAUGUGCAGAAGGAGGAGAUGAUGUCGCGCAAGCUGGCGCAGAAGGAGGAUGAAGAGGCGUUGGCGGAGGAGGAGCGGCUCAAGCGGGAGAAGGAGGCGAGGAGGCGGAGAUUGGCGCAGAUGAAUUCUGCUGCUGCUGCGGGGAGGAAGAGGUACUGA